CGAUCCUCCACCGUUACCCUGGACCAAUUCUCCCUACCGAACUCUCCAGCUUGGGACUACCUAGUAGUAGCAUCGGGCUCCAAUAUUGGGAGGAAUUAUAUUCCCCGUCAAACAGGGAUAUGUCACACGCCCACAAGACCGUCAUUGAGGUAUCAAUUGAACGGGGCAGACGGGGUUUUCGGAUUCGCACACGUACCAGUAUCCACCUGGACAGCGAAAAGGGAGCUGGCAAAUCUCUCGAGGUCUGAUUGUGCAAUGCAAGAAAAUUGGGCUGGAAACGCCAAACCUCGAUCUGGAACGAAGGGAAGUGUCGUCCCAACGCCAGUGUAUGGCAUAGUCGCUGUUGGAAUGUAUAUGCGUUUCUAUCUGUAUGACGACGCAACAAAUGUUAUUGCUCUCGGGGUCCCCUCCACAGCUAAACCCUUGCAUCUGAUCUGGGAUCACAUUGCUAUCCAGCAGAUCCUUGACUACAUCAAGGCCAACCACUGA
Penicillium manginii is the source of this 489-nucleotide messenger RNA. RefSeq lists its product as uncharacterized. NCBI's taxonomy places the organism in Eukaryota, Fungi, Ascomycota, Eurotiomycetes, Eurotiales, Aspergillaceae. The annotation marks the transcript as partial. The transcript is spliced from 3 exons. The record is from RefSeq and is a predicted model, not a curated record.